Molecule: messenger RNA, 6436 nt
Organism: Mugil cephalus (flathead mullet)
Lineage: Eukaryota; Metazoa; Chordata; Actinopteri; Mugiliformes; Mugilidae
Gene: prkg1b
Product: protein kinase cGMP-dependent 1b
Exons: 18
Coding region: 968-3037 (689 amino acids)
Biological process (GO): protein phosphorylation
Molecular function (GO): cGMP-dependent protein kinase activity; ATP binding
Source: RefSeq, a predicted model, not a curated record
AUCAAACGUGAACCGGAUCCGCGGCUCCUCGUCCUCCGGGACUCUGCGCUCUGUGGAUCCGCUCUCUGGAUCUCCUCCCCGGGCUCCGCCGCCUCGCCGCUCCGCGUUCAUGUCCACGGACGCGGACGGAUCGAGGCUCCGGCUUCACUCGUCUUAAACCCGGUUUGACGCCUUUUCCUUUUAUCUUCUCGCUCUGGACUCUGGACCGAGAAAAGUGUUUUUUAUUUGAAUCACAUUUCUUCCACAUUCCUUUUUGUCGUCGCUGUUGUUUUUUUCUAUUUCAGCUCCUUCGCCGACUUUAACCAGAGGAACGUUUGUUUUCUGUUUUCUAAACUCUUUAAGGAGGAAAUAUGAGCUGAUGUUUUUUAUGCACCAGACGUCUCAUCUCUCUCUUCAUCUCCGCAGACUCACUUUAAACUUCAGCUGGAACCUGCAGCUUCUGGACUAGUUUGACGUUUAUUUCUUGGAGGAUUAUCGUGGAUUCCAGCCUCACUUUAUCUCAUCAUUUUAUUUUCCCAUGGAUCACUGUAAAUUAUUGUUUUGUUCUUGAAAGACAGAGAAAAUCAUUCCCAGCUUUCUAGAAGGAACUCAUGGGAUUUUAAAGAAAACAACAGCAGAUCUUUGAUAAGCUCCAAAGGUCCAUGUUGGUCCUUUAAAAAACAAAGAAGAAGAAACCAGAAGAACUGUUCAAAUUAAUUCUAAAUUCUAUCUGGAACGCGUGAAGACUCACCGUGAAGAUUUGGGAUAAAUCAAGGAAAAAGCUACAAUCAGGAACAUGAAGAACGUUUUAUGAAGCUUUGAUGAGGAAUCCUACAAGAAGAUUGUGCCUUUAAGGGAACCGUGAAGGAGCCUCAGGGACCCACAAAGGUGCAGCUUAAGACCUUUUCCAGAGAAGGUCUGGAGACCACAGGACCCUCAACGGCUUAGAGGAAGCCCGAGAACUCCUCCGGGACCCCCUAGAGGAUCGAUGGGAACCCUGCGGGACCUCCAGUACGCCCUGCAGGAGAAGAUCGAGGAGCUCCGGCAGCGCGACGCCCUGAUCGACGAGCUGGAGCUGGAGCUGGACCAGAAGGACGAGCUGAUCCAGCGGCUGCAGAACGAGCUGGACAAGUACCGGUCCGUGAUCCGGCCCGCCACCGCCCAGCAGGUCCAGGCCCAGCAGAAGAACCUGGUCCUGCAGCCGGACCAGCACCGGAGCAAGAGGCAGGCGAUCUCCGCCGAGCCCACGGCCUGCAACAUCAGCGACCUCAGCCACGUCACGCUGCCCUUCUACCCCAAGAGCCCACAGUCGAAGGAGCUGAUAAAGGACGCCAUCUUGGACAAUGACUUCAUGAAGAACCUGCAGCUUUCUCAGAUCCAGGAGAUCGUGGACUGCAUGUACCCGGUGGAUUACGGGAUGGACGCCUGCAUCAUCAAAGAGGGGGACGUGGGCUCGCUGGUCUUCGUGAUGGAAGAGGGGAAGGUGGAGGUGACUAAAGAAGGGAUGAAGCUGUGCACCAUGGGACCGGGCAAAGUGUUUGGAGAGCUGGCGAUCCUCUACAACUGCACCAGGACGGCGACUGUCAGGACUCUGAGCCAUGUGAAGCUGUGGGCCAUCGACCGUCAGUGUUUCCAGACCAUCAUGAUGAGAACGGGACUCAUCAAACACGCCGAGUACAUGGACUUCCUCAAGAGUGUUCCCACCUUCCACAGUCUCACAGAGGAAACUCUCAGUAAACUGGCCGACGUCAUGGAGGAGACUCACUAUGGAGAUGGAGAGUACAUCAUCAGACAGGGGGCGAGAGGAGACACCUUCUUCAUCAUCAGUAAAGGGACGGUGAAGGUGACCCAGGGCGAUGCUGUCCACCAGGACCCAGUUCCCCUGAGGGAGCUGGUCAGAGGAGACUGGUUUGGAGAGCGAGCGCUGCAGGGGGAGGACGUCAGGACGGCGAACGUCAUCGCUGCCGAGUCCGUCACCUGCCUGGUCAUCGACCGAGAAUCGUUCAAGCAUCUGAUUGGUGGACUGGACGACGUUUCAAAUAAAGGUUAUGAGGACGCGGAAACCAAAGCCAAAUAUGAGGCAGAGAACGCCUUCUUCUCCAGCCUGAAGCUCAACGACUUCAACAUCAUCGACACUCUGGGAGUUGGAGGCUUCGGACGCGUUGAACUGGUGCAGCUGAAGAACGAGGAGGCGAAGACGUUCGCCAUGAAGAUCCUGAAGAAACGACACAUCGUCGACACGAGGCAACAGGAGCACAUUCGCUCCGAGAAACACAUUAUGACGGAGGCGCAUUCAGACUUCAUCGUCAGGUUGUAUCGGACGUUUAAAGACAGUAAAUAUCUGUACAUGCUGAUGGAGGCCUGUCUGGGUGGAGAGCUCUGGACCAUUCUGAGAGACAGGGGUUCGUUUGAAGACUCAACCACCAGGUUCUACACGGGCUGCGUGGUCGAGGCCUUCGCCUACCUGCACGCCAAAGGCAUCAUUUACAGAGACCUGAAGCCUGAAAACCUGAUCCUGGACAGCCGAGGAUACGCCAAGCUGGUGGACUUUGGUUUUGCGAAGAAGAUCGGUUUCUGUAAGAAAACGUGGACGUUCUGCGGGACGCCGGAGUACGUGGCCCCAGAGAUCAUCCUCAACAAGGGCCACGAUGUCUCUGCAGACUACUGGUCCCUGGGCAUCCUGAUGUACGAGCUGCUAACUGGCAGUCCACCGUUCUCAGGUCCAGAUCCAAUGAAAACCUACAACAUCAUCCUGAGAGGCAUCGACAUGAUCGAGUUCCCUAAGAAGAUCACCAAGAACGCUGCGAACCUCAUCAAAAAGCUCUGCAGAGACAAUCCUUCAGAGAGACUUGGGAACCUGAAGAAUGGAGUCAAAGACAUCCAGAAGCACAAGUGGUUUGAAGGUUUUAACUGGGAGGGGCUGAAGAAGGGAACUCUGACUCCGCCCAUCACGCCUGACGUGUCCUCUGCCACAGACACCAGUAACUUUGACAGUUUCCCUGAAGACGCAGAUGAACCUCCACCAGAUGACAACUCUGGAUGGGACUACGACUUUUAAAUCAAACUGAAACCUGAAGCCGGACUCUCUCCAGGCUUCAGGUGAAGCUCCUCGACGUGGCUUUUUAUGCACGACUGGACCCUGAAGGAUCUAAAGUGACCCCCUAGGACUGGAGUACUGGUUCCACCGGCCAAGUCCUUUAAGGAGAUGGAAGGUGAAUGAGUUCAGUGAUCAAACAAACGACGGAGUUUGAGUCUCUGGUGAAUUCAAGGUUUUUUUAACCUCAGAAGAUGAUCUCAGCUUCUCGGUAUUUUAGAUCAUUGCUUGGAUUCUGCAGCCGAGGCCGUUGGAGAUCCUACAACAACGAUGGGUCCUGGUUUGGCUGCAGAGGAACUUGGACGUUUUCUUCUUUUCCUGCAUUAUUGAACGCCACCUUGGAUCCACAGAAAUGUGAAACCAAACCAAUGGUUUGUAGCAAAAGUGACCCAGAAAUGAGUUGGUGACUGGAUGUGCAGAAAGCAGCAAAUGGGAAACGACUGGAGGUGACACUGGUCCAGUCCUUGAACCAGAGAAACCAACAGAAGCUGAGAAUCUGUUCAAUGAUCAGUCAACAGGUUUGUUCCUGCGUCCGGAAUAAUCCAGGGACAAUCUCUGAACAUCAAUCCCUGGUGCAUUCAUGAUAACUUUUGGAGAUCCUACACCAAUGAUGGAUCCUGGUUUGGCUGCAGACGAACUUUAGGUUUAUCUCUACAGAAAUGUGCCGACACUGACGACGUGUUUGAACAAUGAAGCACUUUGGUUUACGUCCUAUCAGAUGCUGCAACACUUAACGCUGACAUUCAACCAGAAAUUGCAUUUUUUUUCUCGUCAUUUAAUUGUUAAGAAACACGGGAACACAAACAGGUUCUAGAUGCAUUCGUCCAAACAUCCAAACAAAUAUCCACAUUAUAUGAAAUCCCUACCACAAAAUAAAAGAUACAAGGUGUUGCAUUUAGUCCAUGGUCUGCUAAAAAAAAAGUUCCCAAGAUCUCCUCCCGUCUUCCACUUAGCCUUCAGUCUGCAGAGCACAGCGUCCUAGGAUUCAUCCACUCAGAUUAGCUUCUCUCUGGAAGCUGGAAUCAGGCCCACGAUGACAGAAAGUUUUCUUUUAGAUUCAUGUGGUAAUUGUUGCCCUAACCCUAGUGGACACAGAGCAGGAGUCAGGGGGACUGUUGAGCCAGACUAUUCACUCAGGAAGUCAACAACCUUUGCCCAAAAUGGAGCCACUAACUUCCACUCCCCCAUACAGAGCAAAAAAGUUCCCAAUCCUGUUUUAUGUUUCCAACACUUUCAUUCUGUGUCGUCUCACGGGGGUUUGUUAAUACCUGGGUAACUUCUUAAACCUGUCAAUGAAGCUACUGGAGUAUCUGGACUGGACUUUUAUCUGUAGGUGCUUCCCAGAGGAACGGACUAUGCUGGAAACCAGAACCCUGAAGGGACCCAAAGACCCCAAGCAGAUCUUUGAGGUGACGACUUUGUUGGAAUUAACACAAAGUUGUAAUUUGUAACUCUGCCAACAAAAGAAUAAACUGGUAAAGGCUUGAGAUGAACCAGUGGAAGCCCUCUGCUCCUGUCAGGUGUCCGUCAUCACUGGCCGACCUUUGACCCCUCAGAGGACGAUCAUUCUGCUUCUCUGUCUGAACGCUGGCAUCUGGACGAAGGGUUCAAAGUCCAGGAGAAACUCUGAGAGUUUGAAAGACAAACUUGAGGUCACCGUGAUGCCUUCACUUCUCGAGGACGAUGAAGACUUUUAAACUUUCCUUUUUUGUCAUUCUUUACUUUGUAUAUCUCUGAACUGCAUGAGAACUGAUGACGUUUGCACAUGUUUCCAAGACUUCCUACGUGUUUUUGCACAUAAACACUCAACAGACACGUCCACGACUUUAAUUUCUCAUCAGCUGUUUGGUCUGAAGGCGUCUGAGGCCGAGGAUGUUUCACAUUUACAGACAGCUUUUUCAGUCUUUAACUAUUAGUGACUCAGAUUAGUCAAACCUCUCGUGUCAGAGACGCCAUCUCCUCGAGCCAAAAAGACACGUCAACAUUCCCAAAGAAGACGUUUGACAUAUAAAAGGUUUUAAAUCGACUUAAAGGUAUCGACUUCACAGAUUUGUUCUCAUGUCUUUAUGAAUAAAGUUAUUAUUAUUAGUUAUUGCACAACUUGUUUCUACAGUUAAAUGAGGAACUGUUAACAACGACUAAGAAAAACUUCCAAAAUUCAAAAAUCCUCAUCACAGGAAGAGACACCAUCAUGCUAAUGCUAAGUCUAGUGGGCUAAACCUUGGGUUGCUAACUGAUUUUUUUAUUUUAUUUUAUUUUUUGCUAUAUUCACUUGCUAAUAUUAGCAACCAAUAGUUAACACUAGGCGCAGACUGCAGGAGUUUCAGUUCAGUUCAUUAACACCCUCCUGAAAAUCUGCUAGUGUGACAUGUUUACAGAUACUGAUUGAAUAAUCGAAGGUAAAUCACAUCCUGAUUAAAUCAAACAGAGCCAAACAUUUACCAGGUGAAUGUUUUAUUCUUUACGUGGAGGAUGAUUAAAUCCUCUACUGACCUGAAUCAAACAUUUCUGAAGAACCUCUGAUUUUCCCGGUUAUAAACUUAUUCAACACUGUUUGUGACAAGCAGCUGAAACAGGAAAUCAAACACAUGAUAACCGCAUGCGUUCAGAAACUCCACGUGGAAUGUUGAGCUGAGGUAGAUGUGCAAUCUUUGAGGUUCGUUUUUACUUCCACAGAGAAAAACUUUGUAUUUAUGACGUAUUUUGUGGCUUUUUUGGCAAAAGCUCCUGAUAAUUGUUUAACUUAAAACAACUUUUGUGCACGCCGUCUGUUUUUUGCUGUGAAAUCUUUUGGAGAAACUGUCGGUGAUGUGAUUUCUGCAUGACAACAGUGGUUUGUGAUGUUCUCACCACCCGGGGGCUGAAUACAGAUGAGACGGUUUAAGGUCUGGAGGCUGGAGCAAAACGACAAAUAAUUGGCUUUUAAAGUUGAUUUCAUCUCGUAAAGACUCUUAAUUCACCUCAUAACUCCAACCAGGAAGUAUCAAGCGCCUUUCAAAAUAAAGAACUGAUGCUGCAAAAUAAAAUUACCCCUAAAAUAUUAUUUAAUUAAAAAAAAAAAGGAAAAAAAAAAGAUCGUUUGGACCAGAAGGAGAAAACUUCACAUUUAUGUUGAUGGGUUUAUGUAACACUGAUUUAUUUGUAUAUAUUGGUAAUACAGUGCUUUCUAUUAUUAUUAUUAUUAUUAUUAUUAUUAUCAUUAUUAUUAUUAUUAUUAUUAUUAUUGUCUGCCAUGGUAGCUGAGUUCAGUUCAAAAAGCUUUAUGGUCAUGACUGUUAAACAAACAAAGAAAGAAAACUUUUGCCAAAGCGUUUGGACGUGUUUAAAAAUAAAAAGUUGUUAAUAAAAAAAGACUUGACAUUG